This is a messenger RNA of Cornus florida, 516 nucleotides long. RefSeq lists its product as uncharacterized. The record is from RefSeq and is a predicted model, not a curated record. Gene Ontology annotation, molecular function: nucleic acid binding. The transcript has a single exon. NCBI's taxonomy places the organism in Eukaryota, Viridiplantae, Streptophyta, Magnoliopsida, Cornales, Cornaceae. Bases 1 to 516 code for a protein of 171 amino acids.
AUGGUUUUCACUGCGCAUAAGUUCCGGCACUACUUUCUCGCCCAUUGGAUCAUUCUCCUCACUAAAUGCGAUCCCUAUAGGCACCUCCUCUCCAAACCUAUGCUUACAGGCAAGGCCAUACGAUGGUUCUUCUCCCUAGCAGAAUUUGACAUCACCUGCCAGCAGCCAAAAGCCAUCAAAAGUCAAGCCCUCGCAGACUUGUUUGCUCAAUUCCCCAAUGAAGCUCACGAACCUGUGGAUGAACAGUUGCCCCUCGAUGAUCUACAGGUCGCCUCUCUUGAGCAACCCCAGGAAUGGCACUUGUCUUUCGAUGGUUCUUCCACAGCAAGGGGAGGAGGCGCAGGUAUCGUGUUCUCCUGCCCAACCCUCAUUUCUACUGUUGCUGUCAAACUUGACUUUAAAUGCACCAACAAUGAAGCUGUAUAUGAAGUACUCAUCCUCAGACUCUUAACAGCACUUGACAGGCAAAUCUCUCGAUUAUGCAUCGAUGGUGAUUCAAAGUUAAUUGUCAAAUAG